Messenger RNA from Osmia bicornis bicornis, 3650 nucleotides. It is a transcript of the gene PolI, whose product is annotated as DNA polymerase iota. Lineage: Eukaryota; Metazoa; Arthropoda; Insecta; Hymenoptera; Megachilidae. The coding region runs from base 185 to 1882 and encodes 565 amino acids. The record is from RefSeq and is a predicted model, not a curated record. Gene Ontology annotation, biological process: translesion synthesis. The transcript has 2 exons. Gene Ontology annotation, molecular function: damaged DNA binding; DNA-directed DNA polymerase activity.
UGUUAAUGAAGGAGAAAUAAUUAUACUUUUCAAGUUUUAAAAUUGUGAUUUGUAUUUGAAAAUAAAAUGUUUAUUAAAUCAGUUUUUAAAAAGAUUGUAUUAUGUUAACACAUUAAAUGAGACAAUUUAUGUGAUAGAGAUUCUAUGUGUAAUAGUGUACUACAUAAUUUAUAAAUUGACCUCAAUGGAUUCCGUUGAUUUUGAUACAAUUAUACGACAUCCAAGAACCAUCAUUCACAUAGAUGUUGAUUGUUUUUAUGCUCAAGUGGAGAUGUUAAGACAUCCAGAAUUUGAUGGUAAACCUUUGGGAGUACAACAAAAAAAUUUGGUAGUAACCAGCAACUAUUUGGCACGUGAAUAUGGCAUUAAAAAAUGUAUGUCAGUUCAGGAAGCUUUAAAGUUAUGUCCAGAACUAACCUUGGUGAAUGGCGAAGACCUAACAAAUUAUCGUCACUUUUCCGACAAAAUAUUAGAAGUACUACAUCAAUUUACUCCGUUAGUUGAGAGAUUGGGUUUUGAUGACAAUUUUCUGGAUGUAACAUCUAUUGUACAGAAAUAUAUGAAUUCUGGAAAUGAGUCUGAAAUAAAUAUGAAUAUUUCUAUGGAGGAUGAAGCUCCAGUUGGUGAGGUGUUUGGUCCAGCUGAUGAAGAAUGUCCAUGUGGUUGUCAUACUAGAUUGAUCAUUGCUUCUAAAAUUGCAGCAGAGAUAAGGCAAAAGGUUUACAAAGAACUACAAGUCACAUGUAGUGCUGGAAUAGCACAUAAUAAGCUCUUAGCAAAAUUAGUGGGAUCAUUACAUAAACCAAACCAGCAGACAUUAAUAUUUCCAUGCAGUGGACCUAUGUUAUUGUCCUCCAUAGGAUCCGUGUCCAAAAUACCCGGCGUUGGCCAAAAAACUACUCAGCUAUUAAUGUCUAAUAACAUAAAAACGGUAGAUGAUUUGCGCAAAACGCCUUUAGAAACUUUAGAGGGAAAAAUUGGCCUUGAUUUGGCUAGAAAACUAAAAGAUAACGCCGAAGGCGUUGACGAGACUGUUGUAAAACCAACGGGAAAGAAACAGUCUAUAGGGUUGGAGGAUGGUUUCAAGAGCGUUUCUUUAGUAGCCGAAGUGGAAUCGCGAUUAGGAGUGCUUCUAAGAAGAUUAACAGAGUUAGCCAUGGAAGAUGGAAGAAUCCCAGUUGCUAUGAGACUAACAGUCAGAAAGCACGAUUUCAAUAAGCCAUCUUCUGGUAAAAGAGAAACUCGACAAUGUGCUUUACCGAAACAUCUACUGCCAUCUUCGAAAUCUGGUAUUUACGACCACGCUAAAAUGUUGGCACUAGCAAUGAAACUCUUCCAUCGCACGGUCGAUGUCUCUAAGCCAUUCCAUUUGACUCUUUUGGGAGUUGCUUUCACAAAGUUUGAGGAAAGAUCUUCUGGGAAGAAUAGUAUUACGUCUUUUCUACGAAAACAAGUGGCCGUUCAAUCCGUCUUAGACAUAAGUUCAGAAGAAGGUGUAUCCGAUAUUAGUCUUGGAUCACCGAUGAGUACAAAUCAAGAUAGUAACGAUGGUUCUGCAAUGAGUACCACCUCGUCUCCAAUUUCAAAACCUGUAGGUGCUAAUAAUCAGAGUGCAGAUGACGAUAUAUUGAACGAAAUCGAACCUCUGCCGAAGAAGACCAGGUUGGAAGUAUGGUUAAGUGGACGCAGAGAAUCUCCGAGCAACGAAAUGGCGGACCUUAGACUGAGCCCUUCAUCGCCCAUGCAGUUGUCGCCGAAAAUCGACGCAGCGGUUCUUAAAUCCUUACCCAUUGAUAUACAAAGAGAAGUUACACGUCCAUGGCCGACGACUAGUAAACCAAAACCGAAUAAUAUAUUGAAAUACUUCAUAGCCAAUAAGUGACGCAGUUCUGUGGCCUAGGUUAUAACAUAGCCAUCUUUCUGUACACACUUCUACAGCUACAAUAUUGGAUGGCAGCACCAUGUGAUAUUAUGAAUUUAAGUUACUGAUAUUUUAAAUUAAUUUGCAGUUUCUGGGUAUUAAAAGAAAAAAAAAAAAUACUUCUGUACACACAUAUUUUCUAUAGCAUUUACAUUAAAAUGUUAAUACAAAGUAAAUUUAUCGUAUGAUUUUGGCCGUUUUUAUUAAGUAACGUGAAGAAAAUCUGUUAGCUUAUCCGAAUGUAUAAAAAAUAUUAUUUAUUUAUCUUGACUAAUCGACAAAUUAUUUAGAAUAGACGAUUCGUUAAGUUACCUUGCAUUUAAAGUAAGAUAUUCGAAAAAUAAUCAAACCGAGUGUUAACAAAAGGUAUUCCUUUCUGUUGAAACAGCAUUUCUCAUUAUAAAUGAGCGAGGAAAAAUUUUUAUAUAAAUUUCGCUUUUACCUUUCACAACAUGUUUGAUGUACAUACAUGUUGCGUACAAUUGACAACGUUCUUUUAUGCAUUUUUCGAAUAAUUCUUAAUGUUUGAGUAAUUAAAAUCUAAGACGUAUACGUAUAAUAAUUCUAUUCGUAAGUUAAGUAUUUUCACGUUAAGAUUACUUUUACAUGUUCGUCUCCUUUUUCUACGUCGAGUGUUACAAACAGCAGGAAAAGAAAAAAAUGGAAAUUUAAUUAUAACGCGAAAUCUUUUAAGAUACGCCUGGUACGCGAUUUUUGAAAUAAAUUAAGCCGCGUUAAUUAGGGUGCUGGCAUUUGAUUUUGUGCGUACUCUGUAAACGGUUACAUUAUGAUUGUAUGAUUUAAAGUUGAAAGAAUGAAAGGAAAAAGGAAAAAAUGUUUCUAUUUUUAGUACUAUCAAUGUUAUAUUUCUAUAUACAUAUUGUAACGGGGCGUUGCGACAGAUGCACCGUGCAGAAAUACUCAAUCGCCCCUUAUCGUACUAUUGGCGAGGAGAUCCAUUCGAAUGUGUAAGGCAUAGUUAUACGUAUAUAUUAUUACAGUUAUUCAGAAUAUUAGACAAUCAAGAAGUUCUAUCGGUUUGGUAUGGUACAAGGUGAUUAAUUAUAAUACAGGUUUAAGCGAACAUUGAUUAAAAAGAAAUAAGCCAACGAUCCACGCUGUUCAAACAAUUAUUGUAACACAUUUAAUUUCAUACGAUUUACUUAAAAAAAUAAUAAUAAUAAUAAUAAUAAAAAUAUGCCCGAAGCGUGACCGAAGGCAAGUGAUACUGACACAGUAGCUUUUGUAAACGAUAAAUACUUAUAUAUGUAUAAGGGUACGGACGAAUUAUAUAUAUACACACACAUACACAGAGCGUUAAAAAAAAUGAAAUUAUAUACACGGUAUAAAGAGAUUACUUAUGGCCGAGCUUCUUCUUUUUUUUUUCUUUUUUCUAUGUUUAUUUAUUUACUUGUAUGUACGGGAGAAAUGGUACUUCUUUGACUAUUCAUUUCUGGUUGUGAGAGUUGAUAAAUAUUUUAUACGUACACAACACGGGAAAUAUGAACGGUUGCGAAAUCCGUAUGCUCUUGUCGUCGUCGUUGUCAGAGUUCUGAUUAAUUAGAAUAACACGCAAUAGUUCACACUUGUCAGAUAAUUGCGUUGAUAUUAGUCGCGAGUCGAGAAAGAAAAAGAACGCGUGAAGAAAUUGUCUUUGGUUUUUGUACGAGCAUCGCUACAUCACGGUUCAUAUUACCCAAAUUUAUUCAAAUAAAGGAAGUUCAAGUUA